UCCACUUCCCAGGCCUAUAGCAUCGCUCUCUCUAUCGACAGCUGUAGUGAUCUGAAGAUCCAUCAGAUAGCAAUCGGCAAAGGUCGGAGAUUUCCGGAGAUUCCCGAUCUCGCCUGAAGCACGUUGUACUCACCCCAUUCAGUGUCAGACACCGCGUCCCAUAGUUACGGUGCCGAAGAGGAGCGAGCACCGGUUGUAGAUUUCUAGCCCUCUGUAUGUUUCCCCUAUAUAACAUGGCUGUUCAUUUCUAUUGUAUGAUUGAAAGGUAGACAUCGGAAAUCUACAUGACAUCUCGAAGGAUCUGAUUGGAAAAUUAAACACAGCUGAUUUCACUGGAAAUAUAUAAAGAAAGAACUGAAUAUGCUUCGAUACCUGCUAACAACCUUCCUUAGUAUAAUUUCACUUCCGGUUUACACUUCCAAAACACUUGUUGAGACAACUUCCGGUUUUGUGCGCGGUUUCACUCAAGAUGUCGACGGAACCACAGUUUAUACGUACCUAGGCAUUCCCUUUGCCCAGCCUCCUCUCGGGGAACUUAGGUUUCGCCGACCAGUACCGAUAGAAAAGUGGACGGACGUUUUUAAUGCCACCUCCCUAGGGAAUACUUGCUUUCAGAGUCCUUUGGAGUAUUUUAAGGGAAAAAAGGGCGAAAAAUCCGAAGAGAUGUGGAAUCCAAAUACAAAUAUGAGUGAAGACUGUUUACAUUUGAAUAUCUGGGUACCAAAAGUGUCCGGAGAUACGAAACUCACGACUAUGGUUUGGAUUUAUGGAGGUGGAUUUAUUGCAGGUUCACCAACAUUGGAUUUGUACGAUGGGGCCAUGUUGGCAAGUUCACAGCAAGUUAUUGUGAUAUCAAUAAAUUAUAGACUAGGUCCUCUUGGAUUUCUAUAUUUAGGCACCGAAAAUGCCCCUGGAAAUAUGGGAUUAUUAGAUCAACAACUAGCUUUGCAUUGGAUUCAUUCAAAUAUUCAACUAUUUGGGGGAUCUCAAGAUGAUAUAACAUUGUUUGGGGAGAGUGCAGGCGCUGUGAGUAUAAGUUAUCACAUUAUGGCAAACCACUCUCGCAAUCUUUUCAAAAAUGCCAUUUUGCAGAGUGCUUCCGCUCUUGCGCACUGGGCAUAUAAUGAUCCGAAAGUAGCUUUGGAAUAUACUGUCAAAUUAGCAGAGGCUUUUGACUGUGAAUCAAAUGAUGAGACCUCCGUCAUUGAGUGUUUGAAAACGAAAGACGCAAGUGAAUUCUUUACAAAAAUAUGGACGUUACCUUUGACGGCUGUGACGUUUAAUUUCGUUCCAACUUUAGACAAUUAUUUUAUCUUUGAAACACCUUCAGAUUUCUUCAGCUCAGGGAUUUUACCAGCGAAGAGGAUAUUAUUAGGUGUAAAUAGAAAUGAGGCUAUGUAUUUUUUGUUUUAUAGUUUAUAUGAUAUAAUUGUAACAGACUGGCCAAAUAAUACAUUGAAGAAAGACGAUUACAUAAAAAAUUUACCAGAAUGUGUUUCGCAAAAUGGCAUACAUAAAUUGGACAAUGUAAAGGAUAAACUAAUAAUAGACGCCAUUUUAUAUCGAUAUGAGAGCCACCUACUUCCGGGUGAUAAGAAGGAUUACAUGAUGCUUCUUGAUGAUAUAACUGGCGACUUUGCCUUUAAAUGUCCAACCAUCAAUCUAGCCCAAAAGUACGCCCAGGCAAACGGACAGGCCGCUGGUGUAUACCUGUACGAGUUCAACCAUCGUCCGUCUGUCAGUUCGUGGCCAGAGUGGUCAGGGGCCCUCCAUGGGGACGAGAUCGAGUUCAUUUUUGGGCUUCCUCUGAGAAAAGGGACCAAGUACUCGGCGAAUGAGCAGUCCCUGAGCCAGGACAUGAUGCAAUACUGGGCCAAAUUCGCCAAAACAGGACGUCCAUCCAGUGACUGGCCGCCCUAUUCAUUUGAAAACGAAGCAUACCGGAAGUUUUCAGCGGAUGUUGGUCCCUAUGAUAGUGUCUACAACAAAGGGCUCAAACACAGUCACUGUCUAUUCUGGAACGACUACAUUCCCAAGCUUCAGGAGUACCUAAAGCAAGAGGACGUCAGAUGUGAAUGUGCCACCAACAUUGGACACAGGAACUCGACAAACUUUAUCACGCAUGCGCUCAUUACAAUUAUUGUUAUAAUAUGUACAAGUAUAUUAUUUCUUGUUAGGUAGGAAUGGAAAGAUAUUCUAUGUACAAUUUUUUCCUUUUUUUAAGAGCACUCAGGAUACAUAUGAUUUAAAAUAUAUGCAAAUUAUGAGUUUUGUUCUUUAAAAUUCCUUUCAUGGACGAGUCUAAGCUCUUUUCUAGCUGAUAGACAUUCAAAUAAAACCUGUUCUUUUCAUUGAUAUCUUUUACGCAAUCGAUCAUUCCAGACUUCCAGACAUAUAUGUGUAUAUGUACUAUAUAACAAGUUAUAAAGUGCUGCAUUAGUUGAAAGAGUUUAUACGAAGACGGGCGAGAUCAUACUUGUGGAUAUAACAUGUACCUAUACUAAAUUUAGACCAAAAAAUCUGUAUCAUUUACAUUAUACAGUUAAAUAUUCUAAUUAAAGGCGUCUUUUUGUGAAAUUUGUUAACAUUUGAUGAAGCAGUUAAUUAUUGCAAUAAAAAUGCAUAAAUAAAUUUUAUAUGAAUAGAGCAUUUAAUUUCCCAUAAUGAAUACUACUCGAUAGUAUAAUGCGUAAAGUAGCAAGUUUAGAUGUAUUUUUACUUGCAUAAUCUAAUCAUAGUAAAGCUUACGAUUUUCUAAAACCUCGUCAUUUGUUUGGCUUUUAAAUUGCUCCGAAGUUUUACCAUUUAAAAAUCAUUUGAAUCUUUACUUGCAAGGUUGGAAAUAAACAUCCUUUGUCUUCAUUUACAUUCGAAACUUAACUAAGGCAAUGAAAUAGUUAAAAAGUAAUGGCGCAGGGAACCCUGAAAAUAUGGGACAGUUUUAUUUUUAUUUUAUUUUUUUUUUUAACAACUCAACUUGCUACCCCAACAAACACAUACACAUGCAGGAAAUGUAAGGAUGUCCCUUUUCUCUCACACCUACCCAACACACACACAAAACACACUGUUAGGAUGUUUUAUAGUCCCGCCCCACCCAACAAACACAUGUGCAAACUGUCAGAAUGUCCCUAUACUCCCACACCUACCAAACACACACAUGAUGCACACACUGUUAGAAUGUCUUUAUACUGCCACACCUACCAAACACACACAUGAUGCACACACUGUUAGAAUGUCCUUAUACUUUCACACCUACCAAACACACACAUGAUGCACACACUGUUAGAAUGUCCUUAUACUUUCACACCUACUCAGCACAC
Messenger RNA from Saccostrea cuccullata (small rock oyster), 3320 nucleotides. Its product is annotated as acetylcholinesterase-like. The transcript is spliced from 5 exons. Gene Ontology annotation, molecular function: cholinesterase activity. Lineage: Eukaryota; Metazoa; Mollusca; Bivalvia; Ostreida; Ostreidae. The record is from RefSeq and is a predicted model, not a curated record. Bases 361 to 2181 code for a protein of 606 amino acids.